ACUUUUAUUUACUCUAACAGAUGAACAAGAAGGAAUAAAAUGGUCAAGACAAACGUGACAGUCAUUUCAAAUUUUAUUUUUCUGGGAUUUACUCACUACCCCAAAGUUGAAAUCACUGUAUUUGUGCUGUGCUUGCUGAUGUACUUGAUCACCUUGCUGGGUAAUAUGAUUCUGAUCUCCAUCACCAUCCUGGAUUCCCGCCUACACACACCCAUGUAUUUCUUCCUUAGAAACCUCUCAUUUCUGGACAUCUGGUACACUUCUUCUGCUCUCACUCCAAUGCUGGCAAACUUUGUUUCAGGGAGAAACACCAUCUCAUUCUCAGGAUGUGCCACGCAGAUGUACUUAUCUCUUGCCAUGGGCUCCACUGAGUGUGUGCUCCUGUCCAUGAUGGCGUAUGACCGGUAUGUGGCCAUCUGCAACCCCCUAAGAUACUCCAUCAUCAUGAACAAGAGAGUUUGUGUGCAGAUUGCAGCUGGCUCCUGGGUGACAGGCUGCCUCACUGGCCUGGUGGAAACCAUGUCUGUGCUGCAUCAGUCUCUCUGUGGAAAUAGCAUCAUCAAUCAUUUCACCUGUGAAAUUCUGGCUGUGUUGAAAUUAGUUUGUGUAGACACUUCCAAGGUGCAGUUAAUCAUGCUGGUGAUCAGCGUACUUCUUCUUCCUAUGCCGAUGCUCCUCAUUUGUAUCUCUUAUGCGUUCAUCCUCUCCAACAUCCAAAGAAUCAGCUCAGCGGAUGGUCGAAGGAAAGCCUUUUCAACGUGUGCAGCCCACCUGACUGUGGUGGUUUUGUUCUACGGGACAGCUCUCUCCAUGUACCUGAAGCCCUUGGCUGUAGAUUCACAGGAAAUAGAUAAAUUUAUGGCUUUGGUAUAUGCUGGAUUAACCCCCAUGUUGAAUCCUAUCAUUUAUAGUCUACGCAACAAAGAGGUGAAAGCAGCUGUGAAAAAAUUGCUGAUUAGGAACUCUCUUUGUGCUCUUUUAAUCCAUAGUAGUAAAUAA
Molecule: messenger RNA, 999 nt
Organism: Diceros bicornis minor
Lineage: Eukaryota; Metazoa; Chordata; Mammalia; Perissodactyla; Rhinocerotidae
Product: olfactory receptor 13F1-like
Exons: 1
Coding region: 40-999 (319 amino acids)
Biological process (GO): G protein-coupled receptor signaling pathway
Cellular component (GO): membrane
Molecular function (GO): G protein-coupled receptor activity; olfactory receptor activity
Source: RefSeq, a predicted model, not a curated record